AUGUCGUCAAGAAACAAUCUCGUACUAGUUCUAUCAUUCAUUCUAUGGACACUACAAAUCUCUUCUCCUCCUAUGUGUCUCGCUCUGAGUGUAAAUUAUUACGACCAUACAUGUCCUACAGUCGAUUUUGUCAUCUCAAACGUUGUCAAGAAAGCAAUGGCGAACGAUAACACUGUCCCCGCAGCAUUACUUCGCAUGCACUUCCACGAUUGCUUUAUUAGGGGUUGUGAUGGUUCGGUAUUGCUGAAUUCAACUAGCAAGAACCAAGCCGAGAAGGAUGGACCAGCAAACAUAUCGUUGCAUGCGUUUUAUGUCAUUGACUUGGCUAAGAAGGCAAUUGAAGCUAUAUGUCCCGGAGUCGUGUCGUGUGCCGAUGUUCUUGCUUUAGCAGCUAGGGAUGCUGUUCAUCUAUCUGGGGGUCCAAAUUGGAAUGUUCCAAAAGGAAGGAAAGAUGGAAGAAUAUCAAAAGCAGUUGAUACAAGGCAACUGCCAGCUCCAACUGCCAAUAUUUCCCAAUUGCAACAAAGCUUUUCCCAAAGAGGACUUUCCAUGGAUGAUCUUGUGGCUUUAUCAGGAGGGCAUACACUAGGGUUUGCCCAUUGUUCAUCAUUCCAAAACAGGAUUCAUAACUUCAAUAGACAUCCAAAUGGGGUUGACCCAUCGAUGGAGCCUACAUUUGCUGCUAGUUUGACUAGUGUGUGUCCGGCUCACAAUAAGGUUAAGAAUGCCGGUUCGACGCUGGACCCCACAUCGACCGCAUUCGACAAUGCUUACUACAAGGCACUUGUCCAAGGGAAAAGCAUCUUCACAUCGGACCGAGCGUUGCUUACAAACACUCGGACUAAGGGUCUUGUCGCGAAAUUUGCGUCGUCUCAAGGGGAGUUUGAGAAGGCUUUCGUUGAAUCGAUGAUCAAGAUGAGUAGUAUUAGUGGUGGGGGACAAGAAGUGAGGCUUGAUUGUAGAGUGGUUAAUUAGUAUAUGGUUAUUUGCAUUGUUAGUUGAUGUUUUUUUGUUAUUAUUGUUGUUGGGAUUAGUGAGCAAUUGUGUGUUUAAUUGUGGUUUGAUCAUUUGAGUACCUUCUUGGAUUUUUUAUUAUUAUUAGAUUUUGGGGAAAGUUUGUGGGUUG
Molecule: messenger RNA, 1126 nt
Organism: Impatiens glandulifera
Lineage: Eukaryota; Viridiplantae; Streptophyta; Magnoliopsida; Ericales; Balsaminaceae
Product: peroxidase 64
Exons: 4
Coding region: 1-975 (324 amino acids)
Biological process (GO): hydrogen peroxide catabolic process; response to oxidative stress
Cellular component (GO): plasmodesma; plant-type cell wall
Molecular function (GO): peroxidase activity; heme binding
Source: RefSeq, a predicted model, not a curated record